GAUGUGUUUGCUCAAGCUGGAGUCCAAUCACAGGCUCGGAGCGCGCAAGGCGCCUCCUCUCUUAAACAUCGUCACGAGUGAACAGAAAACUUUCAUUCCUAAUAGUUCUCCAAGUCCUGCGACCACAGAACCGCUGGAUCCUGCGAACACCAACUUAUGGCAAACCACCAAUAGUGCACUUUUACCUCUCCAUUUUCCACACACUGUGAGAUAUAAAAGGGAUCCUGGAUGGACCUGGGUGAUAACAGCUGGUCCAUGGUCAAGCGCGAAGUGUCCAGCAGCAGCAGCCCAGGGUCUCCGGCUGAGCAGAGCUACCUGAACACUGACCGAAGGGACCGGCUGAGAUCCCCGACGCCGACGCACCUGGACGCGGUGGGAACCCGUCGCGCCGAGGCCAGGCCCCUACACUCCUACGUUCACUUUGGGCAUCCCAACAACGCCCUGCCCAAUUCUGACGACGUUACACUCUUCACGGAUUUAGACCAGGGCAACAAACUCAUCAUCUCAGGUGGACACCCCAGGGAGACGCAUAAGGGAGGCUUAAUUGUGGACCCUACUGACAUGUAUCAGACACUGGCCAUCGCCGCGGCCCAGAGUCAGGCCGGUUAUACCGACUCUCCAUCGGCCAGUUACAUGCACUCCAACCCUAAUUCUCCCGUUUAUGUGCCGACGUCUCGCGUUGGAACGAUGAUACCGAGUUUGUCCUACCUACAACCCGGGGUGUCUUCCCAGCCGAGCCACGCGGUAAGCAGUCAUUCGGUUUGGUCACAGUCCGCACCGGAGAGCCCGUCCUACAGCACUGGAAGCCCGCAUACCUCCAACCGUUUCCACUACUCCCCUAGUCCGCCUAUGAAUAACGGCACAUCGAGGGAUAACAACUACACUAACCCUCUGAAUGUAAACGCUCGAGAGCAGUAUCUUUCACGACCGAUAAGUGGAUCUUACACAAGUCCGUACCCUCCUUAUGUGGCCCCGCAGCUCUCACAGUUACAGGCGGCGUGGCCCGCGGGGCCCUUCGAAAACUCCAUGCUGCACUCCCUGCAGUCAAGAAGCGCGCCGCUGUCCCUCCGAGGGCCCAACGGAGAUUUGCUGGACGACAUGAUGGAGAGCCGGGAGUGCGUCAACUGCGGCUCAAUUUCCACCCCGCUGUGGAGACGCGACGGCACGGGUCACUUUCUCUGCAACGCCUGCGGUCUCUACAGCAAAAUGAAUGGACUCAGCCGACCAUUAAUUAAACCUCAGAAGCGUAUGUCGUCUUCGAGGCGGAUCGGCCUGUCAUGCGCAAACUGCCAGACGAGCACGACGACACUGUGGCGCAGAAACGCGGACGGCGAGCCCGUGUGCAACGCUUGCGGACUUUACACAAAGUUACACGGGGUGCCUAGACCCCUUGCCAUGAAGAAAGAAGGCAUUCAGACAAGGAAAAGAAAACCUAAAACCCUGAACAAAACAAAGGGAUCGUCUGGAAGUAGUUCUGUUCCCAUGACUCCAACAUCUUCAUCGUCUUCUAAUUCAGAGGAGUGCAUUAAGAACAGUCCUUCAUCUACGCAGGUGCCUGUAACAUCAGUCAACUCUUCGACGCUGCUGGGCCAAGUCGACGUCCAAUGCACGACCGGCUCCAUGGUGAAGUACCCCGGCCAGGAGAGCCUCUACACGAAUGUAGGCCUGACGUCCACAGCUGACGUGGCAACCUCCGUGAGAGGGGACGCUUGGUGCCCCAUGACCUUGGCCUAAACCCUGGCAUUAUGGGACGGGAGCCAUUUGCUGUCCUUCAGCUCUCUAGAACAUCGCUUUCGGCGUUGUACUUAAAAUCUGGCAGGGUGUGGGGGUUGUCAUCUGUUUUCGGUCUGUUCCAAAUACUCCAGUUUUUGAUUCACCCCGUGGAAUACUGGACAUCCAUGAUGGAGAUUAUCUAUGAGGACAACACUUGAGAAAGAGAGAGAGAGUCGUCUUUAACAUGCCUUUGGUACUUUCAGAGCACACCCUGCACCGUGAAUGUUGCUUGGAGGAGUAAGUGGAUCAAAAAUCAUUUUUCUUUUUUUUUUUUAAAGUAGAUUUGUACAUAUUAAUGCCAACGGAUACUUCGCGCAUCUGGAAAGACAAGGUUGUUGGUUGGAUUGUGGUGAUCUGAUGAGAGAGAGAGAGAGAAGGUUGAUCUUUCUGAAACUGGAAUUGAAGAUUAAGUGUCAAGGUGUUUUUAUUGACAAAUGCCAACAUAUUUAUGAAGCUAUCGUUGUUCAAAUAAUGCAUAUAUUUGUCAAUAAAGAUAAUGUCAAAUAGAGUAGGACUGAAGCCUUGCCCUUCCUUUUAAAUCUUUUUUAUUUUGUUUGUUGCAGUGGACGUCGCUCACAAAUCUGCACGUGAAUUUUAAAAGAAAAUGAGACAAAAAAAAUAAAUAAAGCUCUUAUAAGAUUGAACUGAUUUGUGAUGGUUUAACACAGGGUAUCGAAGAUCGCAGGAACUCAAAUGAGACUUGCUCGGUUUUCCUAGAGAUCGCUAUCAAAUUAAUAUGGUCUAUUAAAUCAAACAAAAAGUUUGGGAAGUGUGAACCUACAUGGAGAAAUCAGCAAAGCAUAAAUAUAAAUCUCUGUUUGAACAAACAGCACUCAGGAUUUCUUUUCUGAUGUGUUUUUUUUUUUUUUUUUUUUUUGUUACAACACAAAACUGCAAAAAAAGGUUUUGCUGCAGUGAUUUUGGAUGUAUAAGACUACCUAACGGCAUUGAUGUGAUAUAUCAAUGCAUUUUUCUUCUUUUUUUUUUUUUCACUGUCAGUGUGUGACACACCUCUGUGGUCACUACUUUAGCUGAUGAAGGGACAAUAUUCAAUCUGGAUCUUGCUUUCACAAUUUAUUGAAUGUUUUAGAGAGAGUAAUGUGUGCCAGAAUCAAGCAGUAGUGAAGGUUUCUUGUGAGUCGCCAUUUGACAUCAUGACAGUACUAAUUAAUGAUUUGAAUUCACUCGCCUCGAGUGCUUUUGAUUUACGGCCUCUGAUCUGUUAAACAGUUACCCAGCUACAAGUUUCCCGUGUAAACAUCUUAUGGCUUUGAAAUUGGGGAUUAAAGGGGAAGAGCCUUUCUUCACACGAUGAUGGACAAGCCUUUUUUUUUUUGCGUCAUAGGGAUGCCGUGUGAAGGACACAAGAAACAUUUCGCUAUCGGUGUGAUUCGCCACCUUUACAACCUUUACAAUUAUUUAUUUCUGUAAUGUAGUGUGUUUGUAAAAGGUGUAUUGUAUUUUAAUUAACAUGGUUGUGUUUUUUUUUUUUUUUUUUCAAUUCCAAAUUAUUCUGAUUAAUCUGUUAAACACAGAUUUAUUGUUUUGGUAUUGUCUUGAAAAUAUCCAAAGCAUUUGUUGAGUUUGUGUUUUAUCUCCUUUUUUUAAGUAGAUUUUGAGGUUCAGACCUUCCAUUUGUUAUGAAAUGGUUUUUCACAUGAACCACUGGAACCACAUAGUUUUGAUAAAUUUAAUCAAAAUGAUUUUCCUAUUUGUUAUUGUCAUCACCAGUCAUAAAGCAAAUAGUAAAAUGUUCUUAAACCGAUUGACUCUUCCUUGUGUUUUCCAGUGUGUUAAGAAGGAUGUCAUUGUUAAUUUUUAGUUCAUUAACACUGGAACAAUAAAUAACAGCCAUGACUGAAGAUAUUUUUCUUUGAAUUGUUUUAAUUUAAUGAAGUAUUAAUCCAUAUUGUUAAAACGACAACGCUUAUUUUGCAUUGAUUUUUCGAGUCCCGUACUCAAUUGUACUCAUAGGCCAGAUGUUUGCUCAUGGGUCACGGAUCUUUUUUUGUGUUUUGUUGGUACACUGAAGCGAAUUAAAAACUUGAAGUUUGUAUUUCAACAACAGAACUUUUCACGAAUGUGUUUAUUUAUUUCGUUUUUUUUUUUUUUUGUUUGUUUCAUUACAAUUACCUUAAUUGCAUUUUAGCAUUAUCAGAAAUGGUUUUGGGUCGACAUGAACAUCACAGAUAAAGUUGUGCGUUUAACAUUUGGAAGACUGCUUUAAACCAGAGCCCGGCCUAAAUGAAGAAUUGGUUUAUGUGAACUUUGACAUUUGAAUGUGCUGAUCUUUGCCUCAAGGUUGGACUUUGAUUUACGACCGAUUGAUGACGCCUUGGCCCCAAUAGAUUGGAGGUCUCUGAUGUAAUUCCUUGUGAUGCUGGUGAAACAAACCUGUUUUUGCUAGAAAGCAUUGAAAGGAAUCCCAGAACCAGUUCCUGUAUUGUUUCUUUGUCAUAAAUGUCUCUUUUUUUGUAGUACAUUCAAUAUAAAUGUUCCUCUUGAAAUCUUUCUUUGCAUUGUUCACGUUUUGGUUUCAUCUAAACCCAUAAAA
Messenger RNA from Pimephales promelas (fathead minnow), 4327 nucleotides. RefSeq names its product GATA binding protein 6 (gene gata6). The record is from RefSeq and is a predicted model, not a curated record. NCBI's taxonomy places the organism in Eukaryota, Metazoa, Chordata, Actinopteri, Cypriniformes, Leuciscidae. Gene Ontology annotation, cellular component: nucleus. Gene Ontology annotation, molecular function: RNA polymerase II cis-regulatory region sequence-specific DNA binding; zinc ion binding; DNA-binding transcription factor activity, RNA polymerase II-specific. Gene Ontology annotation, biological process: epithelial cell differentiation; positive regulation of transcription by RNA polymerase II; negative regulation of transcription by RNA polymerase II.